Quercus robur (English oak) is the source of this 936-nucleotide messenger RNA. RefSeq lists its product as uncharacterized. NCBI's taxonomy places the organism in Eukaryota, Viridiplantae, Streptophyta, Magnoliopsida, Fagales, Fagaceae. The coding region runs from base 1 to 936 and encodes 311 amino acids. The transcript has a single exon. The record is from RefSeq and is a predicted model, not a curated record.
AUGUCGUAUGUGAAACGAUUCACGAAGGAGACCCUGGAGGUAGACGAAGCUGAUGACAAAGUGCAGUUGACGGCCUUUAAGGCAGGGCUGAAGUCCAGAGAGUUCGUGGUGUCACUCACGAAGAAUCCUCCUAAGAUGAUGGCAGAGAUGCUCCUGAAGGCACAGAAGUACAAGAAUACUGAAGAUGCACUAGCUGCCAUAAGGGACAUAGAGAAGUCAACAGACAAGGGAAAAAAGGAGGACAAUUGUAGGGGACAAAAAAAGGAGCAUCCAGAUCGUCGGACCAGCGAAGGGGGUAAACGGAAAGACGAAAAAACUCCUCGAAUGGUAAAAUUCACUCCUUUAGUUAUGCCAGUUGAAAAAAUUUUGGCACAGAUUAAGGAUGAGCAUUACCUCAAAUGGCCAAGGCCAUUACAUUCGUCCCCCAACGUCCAAGACAAGAAGAAGUACUUCCGGUUCCACAAGGAUCAUGGCCACUACACAGAAGAUUAUCGGGACUUGAAGGAGCAGAUAGAGGAAUUGAUAUGGAAAGGAAAACUGCAGAAGUAUGUGAAGAAGGGAGAAUCCAGCAGGUUUAGAGACGAUGAUAAAAACCAGUGCGGGUUUUUGCCUAAAGACGAGGAUCAUACGUCUCAACGACCACAAAUUGUGAUUGGGGAGAUAAGGACGAUCACAAGUGGGCCAUUCACAAGUGGGUCAUUCAGAUCCCUCAAGAAAGCAUGUCAGAGGCAGGUGAACAGCGUUCACAUGACACCCCCAUUUAAACAGAGAUGGACAAACCCGGACAUGUCUUUCAGUGAGGAAGAUGCUAGGGGAGUGAAGCAGCCUCACAACGACCCCUUGGUCAUAAUGCUCACAAUAGAAAGAUUCAACACCAAGAGGAUCCUCGUGGACAAUGGUAGCUUCGCAGACAUUAUCUACCUUCCCGCUUUCUAG